This is a messenger RNA of Sphaeramia orbicularis (orbiculate cardinalfish), 1953 nucleotides long. Its product is annotated as MOB kinase activator 2. The record is from RefSeq and is a predicted model, not a curated record. The coding region runs from base 952 to 1641 and encodes 229 amino acids. NCBI's taxonomy places the organism in Eukaryota, Metazoa, Chordata, Actinopteri, Kurtiformes, Apogonidae. The transcript has 5 exons.
GCAGCUGGAUUAGAUCGCUUCCUGAUCCUUCUGUCUCUUACACAUCACCUACAGUAACUAUUAUUACUACACCCUCACUCCUUCGCCUACAGUGCAAAUCUAAACCUACCUGACACAGUCGACAUGCUCCAGGUGCAGUCGAAAUGAGUUCAUGCAAUAGUGGAAGGAGCUGGGAGGAGCUGAAAACUUUCUUUUGUAUUAACUUUCAUGCUCUUCUCAUAUUCUCAACACUUGUCAGGCUGCAGGCCUACCUACCCAUAUAUCAGUGCUAUCUAUCACUGUGGGUGUGUUCUCAUUCUUUGGCUCAGAUACAUCACGUAUGUCACCACAUUCCUCUGUAAUUUACGAGGUAAUGAACACACCUGCUGCCUCUGUCUGCUGCUUUCUCUUCUCUAUUCUCAGCAUCUCUGUCUCCUUCAACUAACACAGAGGAAGGCUACCUUUAGUUUUGUCAUUUGCACCUGACUGCUGUCUCAUUAAAGUGUGUGUUCAUGUGCAGACAGGAGCCUGUGUGCAGUGGGUUGAGCGUGCAGUAAGAAGUGGGCGGAAAGGGGAAGAGGCGGAGUUGUGUUUUUGUACUUAUUGGGGUGGAGAAACCUGCCUGUCUGCUUGGAGCAGAGAGAGGAGGAGCCUGUGGGGUGUGGAACUUUAGACAAAGGAGACAUAUACACACUGACACUGGAUCACUGGAGCGAAAGCACAGACACACAGCUGGAGAGCUUCACUUUUGCACAAGAGACGAGCUUUAACUCUUGGACUACAUUUUUUUGUGUUUUGUCAAACUUUGUCAAAAAAGAAAGAAUGUGGAUGUGUUUGUGAGCUGAGACAUGUUUGUGUUGGACCUUUAGUUGCCUUAUGCUGCCUGUAGUGUGUAAAAGUGUGUGGGUUAAUAUGUUUGGGAUGGAAAAGUGGGGCUGGCACAACCAACAGCUCUGCUCUUAGCUCUACGCCAUGGGGGGUUGCCAUAGUUACCCCUCAGCUACGGAAGCAGACGACACAACUCUUCAACCUUCUGACAUCAGUAAUAAAAAACUAGGAAUUAAUAACAAUAAUCUGGAGGAGCGCCCAUAUCUCCAGCAGCAGUAUGUGUGCCAGAGGAUUACACACACCGACAUGUUUGCCCUCACAGCACUUCCUCCUGGUGUUGACCAGUCAGAGUGGCUGGCCAGCAACACGGUGGCAUUUUUCAAGCAUAUAAACCUGUUCUCCAGUGCUCUGUCUGAGUUCUGCACCCCCAGCACCUGCCCUACUGCCUGUGGACCAGGCAACAUGGUUUAUGUUUGGACAGACGACCACGGCAGGAAGCUGAAAUGCUCUGCUCCACUUUACUUCGACUAUGCCAUGUCAUACAUUCAGGAUCUACUGACUGAUGAAGAUGUUUUCCCCACAAAAGCAGGCUCUGUGUUUCCGUCAGGCUUCAUCUUUCUGGUCCAGAAGGUGUUUCUGUUGUUGUUUAGGACUCUGGCUCACAUUUACUGGUGCCACUACAGAGAAACACUAGCGCUGGGUCUGCAUCCGCACCUCAACACACUCUUCACACACUUCACCUUCUUCUGUCGGCAGCACUCACUGCUGGAGCCUGAAGACACUGAGCCGCUGCAGGACCUCAUCACAGCUCUGGGACAACAAGACAGACCCUAAAGAGCCACCACACACACAUAUACAGUAUAGCACAGUGCACACAUUAUUUUAUCACUUUUCUUAAACUUAUUAUGAAGCUGUUUUAGUGAGGCUUACCACCAUAGUGUGGAUUUUAUUAUCAAAUCAUCUGGAAGUUGUAAAAGGAAAUACUGAACAACCCAUAGGAAAGUCUGUUCUGCUUUAAAAAGUGAAAAUUCAAGACAACAGUGCCCGGCUUCUUUUGUGCACAUGAACGUCUGCAGUUAAUGUGAUCUUUUCUGUCAUUGUAAUAUUGCAUGUUAGUGUGUUUUAACAUAAAGGUGCAUUUUUUAA